UAAGCAGUAGGGAGUUUCUGCUAGGGUCUGGAUUGGAGUUACGCACAGACCGGACCCUACCCUGUAUGAGUGGUGUCUGAGGAGAAACAGAGGAUUCCCCAUUACCGCAGAGAAUCUACAUGUCUAAUAUUUAGACAUGUUCAGCUUUGUGGAUAUUCGGCUAGCGCUUUUGCUCAGCGCAUCAGUGCUUUUGGUGAGAGGUCAAGGCGAGGAUGAUAGUGCAUUCAACAGCUGCACGUUAGACGGACAGAAUUACAAUGACAAGGACGUCUGGAAACCAGAGCCCUGCCAGAUCUGCGUCUGUGACAGUGGAACCGUCUUGUGCGACGAUGUGAUCUGUGAGGAUUCAUCCGACUGCGCUGAUCCUAUCAUUCCAGACGGAGAGUGCUGCCCUAUCUGCCCCGACACUGAGGGAAUGAUUGAUGGACCUAUCGUUGAGGAGACAAGCAAAGGAACCAAUGGCCCCAAGGGGGACAGGGGUUCAGUUGGCCCUCCUGGCAACGAUGGACUUGACGGACAGCCUGGCCUGCCUGGCCCACCCGGCCCCCCUGGCCCACCCGGCCUUGGCGGAAACUUCUCUCCUCAAAUGGGCUAUGUUGACCACUCCAAAUCCAGCGGUCCAGCUCAACCUGGCCCAAUGGGUCCUAUGGGUCCUCGUGGUCCUCCUGGACCCUCUGGCUCCAGUGGUGCUCAGGGUUUCACUGGACCCCCCGGUGAGCCCGGUGAGCCUGGAGCUUCUGGUCCCAUGGGUUCACGUGGUCCCGCUGGCCCCCCUGGAAAGAACGGAGAUGAUGGUGAGCCCGGCAAAGCUGGACGCCCCGGUGAGCGUGGAUCCGCCGGUCCUCAGGGUGCUCGUGGAUUCCCCGGAACUCCUGGACUCCCCGGCAUCAAGGGACACAGAGGUUUCAGCGGUCUGGAUGGAGCCAAGGGAGACACAGGACCCGCUGGCCCUAAGGGAGAGCCCGGUAACUCUGGAGAGAAUGGUCUCCCUGGAAUAAUGGGUGCUCGUGGUCUUCCUGGUGAGAGAGGUCGCCCCGGAGCUCCUGGCCCCUCUGGUGCUCGUGGUAAUGAUGGAAACUCUGGUCCCGCUGGACCCCCUGGAUCUACUGGACCCGCUGGUUCCCCUGGCUUCCCCGGUGGUGCUGGUGCUAAGGGUGAGACUGGUGGUCCAGGAUCUCGUGGAUCCGAGGGACCCCAGGGAGCCCGUGGUGAGCCUGGUAACCCAGGACCCGCCGGCCCUGCUGGACCUGCUGGAAACCCAGGAUCUGAUGGUGCCCCUGGUAACAAGGGCUCUCCUGGUGCUGCUGGUAUUGCUGGUGCUCCUGGUUUCCCCGGCUCUCGUGGUCCUGCUGGAGCUCAGGGAGGUCUUGGUGCUCCUGGUCCCAAGGGUAACAACGGAGACCCUGGUGCCCCUGGAUCUAAGGGAGAGCCUGGUACCAAGGGAGAGCCUGGCCCCGCUGGAGUUCAGGGACUUCAUGGUCCUUCUGGUGAGGAGGGAAAGAGAGGAGCUCGCGGAGAGCCCGGUGGUGCCGGAGCCCGUGGACCCCCUGGAGAGCGCGGUUCCCCUGGUGCUCGUGGUUUCCCUGGUACUGAUGGACCUGCUGGUGGCAAGGGAGGCCCUGGUGAGCGUGGUUCCACCGGUCCUCUGGGAGCUCAAGGAGCCACUGGUGAGUCUGGAAGCCCCGGUGCUCCUGGCGCACCUGGAUCCAAGGGUAUGACUGGUAGCCCUGGCAGCACUGGCGCUGAUGGCAAAGCUGGACCUUCUGGUGCCUCUGGACAAGAUGGCCGCCCCGGAGCACCUGGCCCUGCUGGACCAAGAGGUCAGCCUGGAGUUAUGGGAUUCCCUGGACCCAAGGGAGUCUCUGGUGAGGCUGGUAAAGCUGGUGAGAGAGGACCCUCUGGUGGUACUGGCGCUGUUGGUGCCCCUGGCAAAGAUGGUGAUGUUGGUGCUCCUGGACCUUCUGGCCCCGCUGGACCUGCUGGAGAGAAGGGAGAGCAGGGACCUGGUGGUUCUGCUGGAUUCCAGGGUCUUCCUGGACCCCAAGGUGCUACUGGUGAGACUGGCAAGCCUGGUGAGCAGGGUGGUCCCGGUGAGGCUGGACCCCAUGGCCCAUCUGGACCUAGAGGCGAGAGAGGUUUCCCUGGUGAGCGUGGUACUCCUGGUAUCGCUGGCCCUAAUGGACCCCGUGGUUCCCCUGGCCCUGCUGGUAGCGAUGGAGCUAAGGGAGAGGCCGGUGUCAACGGUGCCCCCGGUGGUGUUGGACCUGCCGGUAUGCAGGGAAUGCCUGGUGAGCGCGGAGCUGGUGGUAUGCCCGGUGCCAAGGGAGAGAGAGGUGACGCUGGUGGCAAGGGAGGCGAUGGCGUUGCUGGCAAAGAUGGCGCGCGUGGUCUGACCGGUCCCAUUGGAGUCCCUGGACCCUCUGGUCCUCAGGGUGAGAAGGGUGAGGGUGGUGCCCCCGGAGUUUCUGGACCCAGUGGACCUCGUGGUUCCCCUGGUGAGCGUGGAGAGAGCGGCCCCUCUGGACCUGCUGGAUUUGCUGGACCUCCUGGUCUUGAUGGUCAGCCUGGUGCCAAGGGAGAGACUGGUGACACCGGACCCAAGGGAGACGCUGGUGCUCCUGGACCCGCUGGAGUUGUUGGAGCUGCUGGUCCUCAGGGAAAUGCUGGCCCUCCUGGACCCAAAGGUACUCGUGGUGGUGCUGGAUCUCCUGGUGCUACUGGUUUCCCUGGACCUGGUGGAAGAGUUGGACCCCCUGGCCCCUCUGGAGUUGCUGGACCCCCUGGCCCCGUUGGACCUGUUGGCAAAGAUGGACAAAGAGGAGGCCGUGGUGAGACUGGCCCCGCCGGUCGUCCCGGUGAGCCUGGUGCUGCUGGAGCCCCUGGACCUAGUGGAGACAAGGGAUCUCCUGGUUCCGAUGGACCCGCUGGUGCCCCUGGUACCUCUGGACCCCAAGGUAUUGCUGGACAGCGUGGUAUUGUAGGUCUCCCCGGACAGCGUGGAGAGCGUGGUUUCUCUGGUCUGCCUGGACCUGGUGGUGAGCCUGGAAAGCAGGGAUCUGGUGGUGCCUUUGGUGAGCGUGGACCCCCCGGACCUGCUGGACCUCCUGGACUCUCUGGUGCUCCCGGAGAGGCUGGUCGUGAGGGUUCUGCUGGACACGAUGGCGCCCCUGGUCGCGAUGGAGCCGCUGGCCCCAAGGGAGACCGUGGUGAGGGCGGUAUGGCUGGACCCCCUGGAGCUCCUGGUGCUCCUGGAGCUCCCGGACAUGUUGGCCCCUCUGGCAAAUCUGGUGAACGUGGAGAGGCUGGCCCUGCUGGUCCCGCUGGUCCUUCUGGCCCUGCUGGUGUCCGUGGCUCUGCUGGCCCCGCUGGUGCCAAGGGAGAUAGAGGAGAGUCUGGUGAGGCUGGAGAGAGAGGCCACAAGGGACACAGAGGAUUCAGUGGCAUGCAGGGUCUGCCCGGAACUGCUGGAACUGCUGGAGAGAGAGGACCCGCUGGUGUCAAUGGACCCGCUGGACCAAGAGGACCUUCUGGAAGUAAUGGUGCCCCUGGUAAGGAUGGUAUGAAUGGUCUGCCCGGACCCAUCGGACCCCCUGGACCUCGCGGUCGCAAUGGAGAGAUGGGACCUGCUGGUCCUCCUGGACCCCCUGGACCUGCUGGACCCCCUGGAGCUCCCGGUGGUGGAUUUGACUUCAUCAGCCAGCCAGCUCAGGAGAAGGCUCCCGAUCACUUCCGUGGCGGCCACUACCGUGCUGACGACCCCAACAUGAUGCGCGAUCGCGACAUGGAGGUUGACACCACCCUGAAGACCCUGUCUCAGAGGGUUGAGAAAAUCCGCAGCCCCGACGGUACCCAGAAGAGUCCUGCCCGCAUGUGCCGUGACCUGAGGAUGUGCCACCCUGAGUGGAAGAGCGGCUCUUUCUGGGUUGAUCCCAACCAGGGAUCUCCUCUGGAUGCCAUCAAGGUACACUGCAACAUGGAGACUGGCGAGACCUGCAUCUACCCCAGUGAGUCCAACAUCCCCAUGAAGAACUGGUACCUCAGCAAGAACAUCAAGAAACACGUCUGGUUCAGCGAGUCCAUGACCGGUGGAUUCCAGUUCCAGUAUGGCACCGAUGGAGCUGAUCCCGAGGAUGUCAACAUCCAGAUGACCUUCAUGCGCCUGAUGUCCAACCAGGCCUCUCAGAACAUCACAUACCACUGCAAGAACAGCAUUGCCUACAUGGACGCCGCCACUGGAAACCUGAAGAAGGCCAUGCUUCUCCAGGGCUCCAAUGAUGUCGAGAUCAGAGCCGAGGGCAACAGCCGCUUCACAUACAGCGUCAGCGAGGAUGGAUGCACGUCACACACUGGCACAUGGGGCAAGACAGUCAUCGACUACAAGACAUCAAAAACAUCCCGCCUGCCCAUCAUUGACAUUGCUCCUAUGGAUGUUGGUGCAUCUGAUCAGGAAUUUGGCGUUGAAGUUGGCCCUGUUUGCUUCUUGUAAAAAAAUGAAAGAAAUAUGGACAUGACAUUUGUUGUUUUUUUUUCUAGCAGUCAUCUCUAAAUCCUUUUUUCUAUGCAUUCAAAACUCAUUCGGCUGCCAUUGGUCCACAUGCUUAAAACCACUCUACUGAAGACGGUGUUUGUGUUUUCCCACUCAUGAGAAGUUUUUUUGGGACUGCUACUUCAACUGAAACCAGCCACAAGGACACUUUAAAAAGAAUCUUUUGUUUCCACUGGCAACAAGAAUAUAAUAUAUACUUGUGUAAAAUUUUCCCCUGGAGAUUGAGAAAAAAAAAAUCCACAUGCGACGAAAACACAGGUGACUUUUGCCAAUUUCUACCACUGCGGAAGGACAUUGAAAACAACAAGUGAUAUGUACCAUUAUUCUGGUGUUAAAUAAAUUGUAAAAAGUGUGAAGUGUCUUCUUGUUCUAAAUUCAUGAACAACAAAACACCUGAACGUUGCUCAGACAAAUGUGACCGUCAAAUGAGCAAAGAUGACAAAGCUAACCUUCAUUGCAAUAUGUAGAUGGCUACCUCAUAUCAAGAAGUCACCCCUAUUUUUUUUCUUAAACGACAAGGGUACAUUUUACACAACAAGUCUAUUUUGGCGAAUUAAAUCCAUUCAAAGGUGCUAUUACAACUCAAAAGAGGUCCAGUUAUUGGUGUUUGAUGGUGAGACGUUCCCUGUCAUACUGUAAUUAUUGCCACUAAUGUCUGCAGAACCUUUGGUGCUACUAAAAUUGACUCAUUCUCUUGUUGUCUAUGCAGUGCAAUUGUUUUCUUCUUAAGUGUUGGUUUGAUGACAGAGGUCCUUUGAAAAGGCAAUCACUGCAGAUGUAAUGCAUGCAAUCAUGUCUUUGUAGAUAAAAGCAAGUGACUCUGGUACUCAUUCCCCUGCCCGUUUGUGCAGUAUUGACCUUUCUGUCUGUUUGCCCCUGUGGAAAACUCCUCUUCACUAAAAGAAAAAAAAGAACAGCACACAUCUCCCACCUUGUUGUUUAUGUUGUUUGUUGAUGUCGAAGGGUUUCUUAAAAAAUAAUUUGAAGCAGACCCCUUUCAUGGUUUAAAAGAAAAGAUUCUGUACUUAUUUUGUACAUGUAUAAUAAAUCAAGAUGUUUUUAAUUAUUUUGGGUGCUGAAAUAAAGCAUGUGAAGUGGUCUACUCA
This is a messenger RNA of Solea solea (common sole), 5652 nucleotides long. It is a transcript of the gene col1a1b, whose product is annotated as collagen, type I, alpha 1b. The record is from RefSeq and is a predicted model, not a curated record. The transcript is spliced from 51 exons. Lineage: Eukaryota; Metazoa; Chordata; Actinopteri; Pleuronectiformes; Soleidae. Gene Ontology annotation, molecular function: extracellular matrix structural constituent; protein binding. The coding region runs from base 137 to 4486 and encodes 1449 amino acids.